This is a messenger RNA of Clunio marinus, 1133 nucleotides long. The record is from the annotation of a GenBank genome assembly. Lineage: Eukaryota; Metazoa; Arthropoda; Insecta; Diptera; Chironomidae.
GAGUCGAAACAUCACUGACAAAUUAUUCCUUAACGUUUUUCUUUGACAGCUUCAGUUUCCCACAGACUCUUGCGCACGUUGUAGAUGGGCAAAAUAUUAAAAAGUCAUCCACUGCAAAUAUUUUUAAAUGUUAUAAAUUUCAACAAUAAUUCAAUAUAACAGAGCAAAUAAAUAUGACAGAUAAUUUCAGUAGUAUCGAUGAUGAAUUAAAGGCAGUAGAAAAACUUAUAGCAGAUCAGAGAAUCAAAAGAAUCAAGAAAAAAUCCAAUAAAAGACACUUAAUUUCACCUUAUAAAUAUUUAAUUGUAGUUGAUUUUGAAGCAACCUGCUUUGAGAAGCCCCACAGUCGUAAAAUACAAGAGAUUAUUGAAUUUCCAGCAGUUUUAUUUAAUCUCGAGAGUGGACUUGUUGAAGCAGAAUUCCACAAGUACCUGAAGCCGGUUGAAGAUCCUGUUUUGAGUGAUUAUUGUACAAAUUUGACAGGAAUUACUCAAGAAACUGUUGAUGAAGGUUCGUCAUUAGCAGAUGUAUUAGAAGAUUUUAAAGUUUGGCUGAAGAAGGUUUUGAAAGAAAAGAAUCUCAUUUUACCGAAAACAAAGAAAUCAAAUUUGGAGGGAAAUUGCGCCUUAGUCACGUGGGGAAAUUGGGAUUUUAAUAUUCAACUUAAAUAUGAGUGUAAUCGAAAAAAGAUUCGUCGUCCACCUUUCUUCAAUCAAUGGAUUGAUUUGAAAGAAAUUUAUUCAGAAAAAGGAACUUUCAAAGAUUCAUUUUCAUUUGCCGAUGCUCUCGCUCAAUCGGGAAUAACAUUUGUAGGACGUCCUCAUAAUGGAUUAGAUGAUGCACGAAACACUGCCAUGCUUGCUUAUAAAAUGCACAAAGAAGGAAGCUUUCUACGUCUAACAAAAGAUCUCAAUCUCCAUGAAUUAAAUCGAUCAUUCUGAUUUCUUAAUGAAAAAUUUUAGAUUCGUUCUGAUGCCUUUUUUUAAUUUUGUUUAAAAUGUUUAAAAUAAUGAUAAAAAAAUCUUUAAUGGGUAGUUCAAUAAAUAAAUCAUAGCAAUAAUUAAUGUUGAUACUUUUAUGAUUUAUUCCUUCAAACCUAUAACAUUAUUUUAUUAAAAUGUCUUAAAAUAGCA